UAAUCUAACCUUGCAGAACAAAGAAAAAUAGCUAGUACAGUAGUUAUCACCUAAAUUGACUCGACUCAAGAGCAGUCAAAUGUAACUGUCAAUUAGUAAUUAAGCGAGUGAAAUUGUUGUGCUAGUACUCUCUGCUGUCCCCAACUGAUUGCGCCCCACAUAAUGCAAGAAAGAGAUAGAGAGAAAAUGACUUAUCUUGCUUUUUUCUAAGGAAAAAGAACCAAAUUUGGCCAGCUAUAUGGAUUAGAUUUAGCCCACUGCUAGCUCAGAGCCGCCUAUAAAAGACGCCCAUAUGCCCAGCCAUCCCACAGGCAGAGGACCAUCCUAGCAAACGCUGCACUUGUGCUCAGUUCGUCCCCAUGCUACACCAAUCUCUUCAGAAUCUAUCUCAGAUCGGCACUUACCUAUAGCUGAAAUGAUCAGAUAUCCUCACUAAUCAGUUAAUUGCAGUGGUAGUAGCAGCAGAUAGCUACAGGCGAGUUUAGCUAGCCAAUUUGGAAGCCUCGCCGGCGGCGACCGCGUCAUGUACAUGGACGCCUUCGGGUGGAGCGCGCCAGCCGCGCCGUGCCAGCCGAGCUGCGGCCCCGGCGGCGACGACGACGACGACGUCCUCCUCGCCGCCGUCUUGGGCGCGAGCUUCGAGCUCCACUCCCUCGUCGACGGCGGCGGCAACGGCGCCGCCGGCGCCGUUCGCUCUGACGAUGCCUACGGCCUCGACGUCGACCUGCCGUCCCACCAGAUGAGCCUCCUGCGUUGCCAAGAUGGUCUGAGUGCUCUUCACGGCGACGCGUCCCCGACGGCGGCGGCGGCGGCGUUCCUUGACUCGGUGGAUGUGUUGCCAGUGCCGGCCAUCGCCGGCGCGACGCACGACGACGGCGGGCUCCUCGAUAGGUUCGCGUUCCCGAACGUUGCCGAGACGACGACCGUGCAAGCCGCCGCGUCGAACACCGCCUUCUCCGGAUACAGCAGCAACACCACCGGCGGCGGCAACAUCUCCUCCGGCGAGUCGAACACCUACACGGAGGUGGCGUCGACGCCGUGCGCCGUGUCGACGACGACGACGACGACGGCUCUGCCCCCGUCGAAGCGGAAGCUACCAGAGAAGUACCCCGUCGUAGGCACAUCACCAACGACGAAGACCACGACGACGUCGGAGACAGCCGCAGAGCGCCGGAGCACCAAGAGAGGGGCCGGGGGCAGCAGCAGCAUCACGUUCGGCGGCGGCUGCCACGGCGCCGGUGCGGCGGCGGCGCUGCUCGGCUACGGCCGCGGGUACGAGCCGGACACGGAGGCGAUAGCGCAGGUGAAGGAGAUGAUCUACCGCGCGGCGGCGAUGCGCCCGGUCACCCUCGGCGGCCCCGCCUCCGCCUCCGACCCGUCAUCCCGGCCGCCGCCGCCGCCCCAGCGGCCGCGGCGCAAGAACGUGCGCAUCUCCAGCGACCCGCAGACGGUGGCGGCGCGGCUGCGGCGGGAGCGGGUGAGCGAGCGCCUGCGCGUGCUGCAGCGGCUGGUCCCCGGCGGCAGCAAGAUGGACACGGCCACCAUGCUCGACGAGGCCGCCAGCUACCUCAAGUUCCUCAAGUCGCAGCUCGAGGCGCUGGAAACCCUAGGGAAUGGCAAUGGCAACGGCAACCUGUUGCACCAUGGCUACUACACUGGAUCAAGAAAUGCUACUGCUACUGCUGCUACUGGUUCUAGCAAUAGCACUGUACUUGCAUUUGGGCGAGAUGGACUUGCUGGCUUUGUGAAAUCCAAUAGGAAUUUGCAAUUGUAGUACUGUGUACCAUGCAUGAUUCAUGCAUGCAUGCAAGGUGUGUAUUCGUGUGAGUGACAUAUAUAUAUUUUAUACAUGCAUGAGACAAAUCUCUUGCUGUUCAAGCUGAUAAAAAUUAAUGCUUCAUUUUUACCUUUUGAUCGAUUGAGAGGAUUUUAUAUGAUUAACAGUGUGUAACUAGGGCUGAGUUCUUAUUUUACUUUUCCGACUCA
Molecule: messenger RNA, 1986 nt
Organism: Oryza sativa Japonica Group (Japanese rice)
Lineage: Eukaryota; Viridiplantae; Streptophyta; Magnoliopsida; Poales; Poaceae
Product: Transcription factor LATE FLOWERING
Biological process (GO): regulation of DNA-templated transcription
Molecular function (GO): protein dimerization activity; DNA-binding transcription factor activity
Source: RefSeq, a predicted model, not a curated record